AUGGACUCGCUUACUUCAAAUGAUCCAUAUUCUUGUGUAAAACCAGAUGAUGCUAAAGUAGUUCAUACCGAUUUAGAUUUAUUCAUCGAUUUUGAUGAAACAGUUAUUCACGGAAAGGCAGUUUUGUUCAUAAAAUCCAAAGCUGAUUGUGACAGAAUAGAAGAUAAGAUAACUGUCAAGGACGAUGUUACUGGUAAUGCUUUAGUAUAUAAAAUUAAUAAAUGUAUUGAUAAUAUUGGAAGUGAGGCAUUUCUUAUUAUGUUACCGCGGACAUUAAGAAAUGAUGAAAAGCUACAUGACUAUAAAGAUACCCUUGAUAAGAUUCAUUUUCUGUAUAAUUAUAGAAUUCUGAUUGAGUAUAAAACGCGUAAAGAUUCCCUUGCACUGUAUUGGCUAAGAAGGGAUCAAACUUCUGAUGGCACACAUCCUUUCCUAUUAACUAACAAUCAAUUUACAUAUGCUAGAGGCAUAUUUCCCUGCCAAGAUUCACCGCAGGUCAGAUUUACAUACACUGCUGAGAUUUCUGUACCUAAAGCAAUCAGAGUUAUAGUGGGUGGACGUCGAUGUAAAAGUAUAAUAAAGGGAAACCCAGACCGUUAUACUCACUUAUUUUAUGAAACGAAUCCAAUGCCAUCAUAUGCAAUAAUCAUUGUGGCGGGUUUACUAAGAUUACACAAUUUUAAUCGUUCAAAGAUCGUCACUUUGUGGGCUGAGGAGAAACAUUUUGAGCAAAGUACAAGAGUAUUGAACUUUUGUAAACAUGCCAUCGACAUUGCUAAUGAGCUAUGUGGUUUUCCUAUUCAAGAGGAAUACAAUAUAUGUGUGCUUCCAUCAAAUAUCCCAGAAAUUGAACUACAAUGUCGUACCAUGAUAUUUGUGUCAUCAACAUUACUAGACGAAGAUCCCGUUUUCAUGUAUAAUACGAUUGCUCGAAAAAUUGCCCAAAGCUGGGCAGGAGGUUUAGUUACUUGUAAAAAUUUCCAACAUUUGUGGUUAAUUAAAGGUUUUAGUAUAUUUAUUUCUAGUGAAAUCUUGCAAUCUAAGUAUCUUCCUGAAACAGACGAAAUAACAUUUAUGCGAAGAAGAAUCUUUACUGAUCUUAGUGUUAAGAUGAGACUAUAUGGUGUUGAUUCUCAACAGAAAUUAGUACCUUCUUUGACUGAUAUUUUGCCAAAGAACAUUUCAAAAUCCGUACCUGACGAAGUUGGAUAUUAUCUAUUGGAUUCCUUACGAAAUGACUUAGGGGGAUCAACAGUGUUUGCACAAUAUCUUAAGCAUUAUAUGAGAACAUUUUGUUAUCAAAGUAUAGACACUAUUGAUUACGAUUGGAUGGUUAAUCUGUUUUCUUAUUUUGAUAGCAAACAUGAGAUUUCUGUACCUAAAACAAUCAAGGUCAUAGUCGGUGGUCUUCAAUCUAAAUCUACAAUGAAAUAUUCGGAAGACCGUGACAGUCACUUCUUUUAUGAAACGAAUCCAAUGCCAUCAUAUACAAUAAUCAUUAUGGCGGGUUCAUUAAAGUCAAUAGAUGAUAAUUAUUUUAGCAGUCUCAUCAGUAAUCUCAAAAUCACUUUGUGA
Messenger RNA from Cyphomyrmex costatus, 1575 nucleotides. RefSeq names its product leukotriene A-4 hydrolase. Gene Ontology annotation, molecular function: zinc ion binding; epoxide hydrolase activity; metallopeptidase activity. Gene Ontology annotation, biological process: peptide catabolic process; proteolysis. The record is from RefSeq and is a predicted model, not a curated record. The transcript is spliced from 9 exons. Lineage: Eukaryota; Metazoa; Arthropoda; Insecta; Hymenoptera; Formicidae. Bases 1 to 1575 code for a protein of 524 amino acids. Gene Ontology annotation, cellular component: cytosol.